Messenger RNA from Fusarium verticillioides 7600, 1613 nucleotides. RefSeq lists its product as hypothetical. Bases 253 to 1407 code for a protein of 384 amino acids. The transcript has 2 exons. The record is from RefSeq and is a predicted model, not a curated record. Lineage: Eukaryota; Fungi; Ascomycota; Sordariomycetes; Hypocreales; Nectriaceae.
GUUACAUACCAUACCAUGCCACACACUUUGAUCUGCUGACGACGUCUCUUCUAGCUUCACCCCUUAGUUUUCGCCUUUCAUUGUUGUCUUCCAUCUACGAUUGACGCAUCAUUUCGUUUCUUUCGUCCUCCGAGGGAAUCUCUCUUCCCUUUACUUUGUUCAUAGUCUCCCCGCCUCCGCCCGCUACCCAACGACGUUCUGGCAGCUUCGACGUAACGUUUCGUUUCAACCCGACGACUUCUUCUCAAUUUGAUGGCGACGACCGACGCGAUUCCUCCAGAGCAUGACCGUCAAGGUCAACGCAGGAGACCGUUUUCGACAUGGGUCAAGAAACUUACCAACUUCAAAUCAUCCGAUGGUGAACGUCAAAAGAGACACAAGAAACGCAGCCACAAGAAGAACAACCCCUACCCAGAAUCUGGACAGGUUGGCAACGGUGUAACCAACGGAACGAGUGCAUGCACUUUCACCACUACACAGACGGAUACAAGCAAUACCAGUGUGGAUCGAUCCACUCGGACAUCUCGAGAAGAUCAGGGACCGCCAACGAUCGGGCGUGGAAGUGUGACCGGUACGGUUUUGACUGAUCAUGAGGCCUCCCAUUCACUCAUGGCACCUAGCCAUAGGGCAAGUUCUGUCGCUGGAACGAGCCGUACUGUUGGUGGAGGAGUUGACUCGAGGAGGGGGGGAGACAGUACAUUUUCAAGUCCAGCACCCUCUGUGAGGUCUUUGACGACGACCUUGACUACGAUACAGUCAAUGGCGCCUAAUGGGGCUGGGCAACCUCAGAAUCAUGCUUCACAGCACCAUGGCAACACGCAGUCUAUUCAAUUCACCCAACCCUUCCCCACUGCAGGAACGCCAGCAUCGGCAAUUCCGCCCCAUUUGGCACCAACUGGCAACCCAACGACCUACACGUCUGCAACCGCCAAUAAUCUGCUUACAGACAACGCAUCUAUCCUGACUUUGGCGUCAUCAAGUAAGCGACGACGAAGGCGUUCUCUCGAUACGGAUGCAUCUGUGCGUGCUCUUGCACCUUCUUCACUUUGGGGUGGCAGCCGUGAAAGUUUACCACUUAGUGUUUUGAGUGCGAACAUCGACCCGAUGGGUAUGCCUACUACUCCCGGUAUUCACGGCAAUCCUCGAAUGGCAACAGAACGCACGAGCAUUUACUCUGCAACAGGUGUCGGGCCUGCGAUUUCUGGAGAUCGAAAUAGUUAUUAUGCCAAACAAGGAGAUGCUGCAAGUGUUCGAAGUGGGCUACUUGGCCAUGGACGAGCUGAGAGCGUGAGCGGCAGCAUUGGCGGUCUGAGCAGUCCUCUGAUUACGCCACGAGAGGUAUUUAACGAGAAGAGCGAGAAUGAGAAAGAAGAUACCCCUGUGGCUUCUAGAACGAAGGAGGCAUGAGCGUGUUGAUUUUUACUGCGAAUGAUUGAUGCUUUGUUUUGCUUUAUGGUACUGGGUCGGUUGGGUCUGGCAGGAAUGAGAGCGUAUCUGGUGUUUUGCUUGACUUAUAUAGAAUUCUGGUUCGGUACUUACUAUACGUAGUCGAGGGAAAGUUGUCCCUUAAUAUACCAUACAUGAUACCCUGACAAUUGUUAUGAUGAGCGCCA